Scylla paramamosain (green mud crab) is the source of this 1220-nucleotide messenger RNA. RefSeq lists its product as uncharacterized. Lineage: Eukaryota; Metazoa; Arthropoda; Malacostraca; Decapoda; Portunidae. Bases 1 to 996 code for a protein of 331 amino acids. The record is from RefSeq and is a predicted model, not a curated record. The transcript has 3 exons.
AUGACAAGCCUGACUUUGGAUGAUGUGAGAGUAACUGUGGUCCAUAGUCAUGACGGUGAUCUUUCUAGUGUUGAAGCAGAGAAAUUGCGAUGCAGUAUUCAUGAAAAAACAAAAACAUCAAGAGAGAGCACUGCUUGUAUACUUGCCACAGCCAUUCAAGAAACUCCUGAGCCUGUGAGAGUAUAUCUAGGAAAUCAAGAAUCAUUGAAAAGAAAUAUCCGACGUCAGAAGCAGGGUUCACUUCCAAAGGCCCCGGUAUCGUUGAGAGAAUUUCACGUUCCUGAUGGAUGGUCAACAACAGGCGGUGACACAAGUGGGUGUGGUCAGGCCAGAAGACGGCGACAAUAUAUAGGAGAGUACGACAAAUUCAACAGCAGACACCAGCAGUCCAGUGCCACCACAAGUCAUGAAGGUUUGGGUAAGUGUGCAUCUCCGCCUUGCCCAACUCUGCCAACCAUCUACGUAGAUGUCGUCGUCCUGUUGGCCGCCGUCGUGGCGGCAGAACCUGAGGCAGAGGCGGAAGCUGAACCUGGUUACGGUUACAGCACUCACGGCCACACCACCCACAGCGUUAGUUACGGCCACCCCACCUACAGCUACAGCCACGGCUACCCCUCCGUCAGCUACGGCCAUGCUGGCUAUGGCUACGGCCACGGCUAUGGUUCCUACGGCCACGUGCACCGCCUCUACAAGCGUGAGGCUGAAGCUGAGCCCGGCUAUGGCCUCGGCCACAGAACCAGCUACAGCGUUAGUUACGGCCACCCCACCUACGGCGUCAGCUACCCCUCAUACGGCUAUGGUCACAGCUAUGGAUACGGCUUCCCGUCUUAUGGCCACACUUCAUAUGGGUAUCAUCAUGGCAUCCACAAACGCGAGGCUGACCCUGAGCCUGGUUACAUUAACAAUUACCGUUACAGUUACGGCCUGCCCAGCUACGGCUACCGUUCCUACGGCUACAGAACCUAUGGCCAUCCCACCUACGGUUACUACCAUUAAGACGAUGAACUGGACCAACACGACAGUUGCCAACUGCUGGUGUUCUGCAGCACUCUUUUCUUUCUGUAUUUUGGUAUUAUCUUUUUUUGGUGAGCCUUGCACGGAUCUCGGCAGCAAACCUUAGCUACGUGGCCGUGCCUGCCUCCCAUUUCAAUGUACAACUGAAAGUAAAUUACUUAACUUUCAUUUUUCUUUAUCGAUGAAUAAACGAGUCAUCAAAAAUA